Molecule: messenger RNA, 978 nt
Organism: Vanderwaltozyma polyspora DSM 70294
Lineage: Eukaryota; Fungi; Ascomycota; Saccharomycetes; Saccharomycetales; Saccharomycetaceae
Gene: DRE2
Product: electron carrier DRE2
Exons: 1
Coding region: 1-978 (325 amino acids)
Biological process (GO): iron-sulfur cluster assembly
Cellular component (GO): cytoplasm
Molecular function (GO): iron-sulfur cluster binding
Source: RefSeq, a predicted model, not a curated record
AUGACUUUGGGAGAUAGAUUAGGUUUGAUUUUGAUUCAUCCUGCCGUUACUACAGUUCCUGGCUUAUUGGAAGCUAAAAAAUUAGAACUCUCUAAGAAAAACUAUGUAAUUGGUGAUCAAUUUUUGAUUAAUAAGCUUAACGAUAAUAGCGUUACUUUGGAGAAGGAUAAGUACGACUUGAUUUAUUAUUUGACUCCAGAAAAGGUGGAAGAUAUUAAAUUUCCAGUCAAAUUAAUUCCAGUGAUACAAUCUGCUUUAAAAACUAAUGGUUCUUUCUACGGACUAACUGAAGCAUUUAAAGUAGAUGCGUUAGUUAAUGGCUUUGAAAUAGUCUCUGUAGAGGACAACGAUUACCAUUGGAUUAAAAAAGCUGGAAGUGCAAAUGCCAAUGUAGUUCAAUUGAAGACCAAGAAAAAAUUAGGCAAUGAAGUUAAAAGUGGUAAAUUACCAACAUUUAAGUCUAAAUUGCCAACAUUUAAGAAAAAAGAUGCUGGAAAUAACGAGCAAGUUGUCAAAUUAAGUGUUGAAGAUGUUGAAGAUGACCUUGACGAUGACCCUGAGGUAUCAAAUGAAUUAUUAUCCAAGGCCAAAUUCUUUAAUUCUUUGAGUUUGAAUCAAGAUGCUGAAAUUGAUGAAAAUAAUUUAAUUAAAAGUACUGAUGGAGACGGCAUUACAAUGAUAACUUGUGGUAAGACAAAUACCAAGAAAAGAAGAGCUUGUAAAGAUUGUACUUGUGGUAUGAAAGAACUCGAGGAAGAAGAAAUUGAUAAUAUUAGAACCCAGCAAGAUAAAGUUGUCCAAUUCACGAGUGAGGAAUUGACAGAAAUUGAUUUUACAAUUGAAGGGAAACUAGUUGGCGGUUGUGGUUCCUGCUCUUUAGGUGAUGCAUUUAGAUGUUCUGGAUGCCCAUAUUUAGGUUUGCCUGCAUUUAAACCAGGUCAACCUAUUAGUCUAUCCAGUAUUUCUGAUGACUUGUAA